UCAAGGGACAUAGAGAUAGAUAGGUACUUUGACUCAGUUUCCUCACCUCUGUUAUGCCACCCAUUGGACACGGCAUAACCCUGUCCUCCUCCUGCCUGUCUUCCUCCUGCCUGUCUUCCUCCUGCCUGUCUUCCUCCUGCCUGUCUUCCUCCUGCCUGAGAUCAGUGACCCCCCUGAUGGGAGUCCAGGAGAACCCAGCCUCUCCGGCUCAGUUUUAGCAGCACAAUGGAGCCUGUUCUUCAGGGGAUAGUACAGCAUGGACAAUUCCGGCAAUAUUCGAAGCCUCAGCCAGGAGAAAGUGGAGAAAUGCAUGAACUCCAUGCAGACAGGGACCCAGAUGGUGAAGCUCCGGGGCGGCUCCAGAGGACUGGUGCGCUACUUUUACCUGGACCAACACAAGUCCUGCAUCCGUUGGCGGCCCUCGCGCAAGAACGAGAAGGCCAAGAUCUCCAUCGACUCCAUCCGAGAGGUGUGCGAGGGUAAGCAGUCUGAGAUCUUCCAGCGCUACUCUGAGGGCAGCUUUGAUCCCAACUGCUGUUUCAGCCUGUACUAUGGGGAGCGCUUGGAGUCCCUGGACUUGGUCUCCAGUACGGGCGAGGAAGCACGCACCUGGAUCACCGGCCUCAAGUACCUGGUGGCAGGCAUCAGCGACGAGGACAGCCUGGCCAAGAGGCAGCGCACCCGUGACCAGUGGCUGAAGCAGACGUUUACGGAGGCAGAUAAGAACGGUGAUGGAAGCCUGAGCAUCAGCGAGGUCUUGCACCUCCUACACAAGCUGAACGUCAACCUGCCCCGCCAGAAAGUCAAGCAAAUGUUUAAGGAGGCAGACACUGAUGACAACCAGGGCACCCUGGGCUUUGAGGAGUUCUGUUCCUUCUACAAGAUGAUGUCGACACGCCGUGACCUCUACCUGCUCAUGCUCACCUACAGCAACCACAUGGACCACCUUGACACCAGCAACCUGGCCCGCUUCCUGGAGCUGGACCAGAAGAUGACGAAGGUGACCAAAGACCAUUGCAUUGAGAUUGUGAACAAAUUUGAGCCUUGCCCCGAGAACCAGAAGCAAGGGGUUCUGGGUAUUGAUGGUUUCACCAGCUACAUGCGUAGCCCGGAGGGGGACAUUUUCAACCCAGAGCACAACGUGGUGACCCAGGACAUGUCUCAGCCGCUCUGCAACUACUUCAUCGCCUCGUCCCACAACACCUACCUGAUGGGGGACCAGCUCAUGUCCCAGUCCCGCCUCGACAUGUACGCCUGGGUGCUGCAGGCCGGCUGCCGCUGCGUGGAAGUGGACUGCUGGGACGGGCAGGACGGCGAGCCCAUCGUGCACCACGGCUAUACUCUCACCUCCAAGAUCCUCUUCAAAGACGUCAUCGAGACCAUCAACAAGUACGCCUUUGUGAAGAACGACUACCCAGUGAUCCUGUCCAUUGAGAACCACUGCAGCGUCCCCCAGCAGAAGAAGAUGGCCCAGUACCUGGUGGAGGUGAUGGGAGACAAGCUGGACCUCUCAGCCAUCAAGGCAGAUGAACUGGGCCGCCUGCCCUCCCCAGACACCCUCAAAGGGAAGAUCCUCAUCAAGGGAAAGAAACUCCCGUCGAACAUUGACGAAGACAACGAAGAGGGGGACGUGACGGAUGAAGACAGCGCUGACGAGAUGGAGGACGACUGCAAACUGAUAAAUGGCGAUACGUCCAUGACCAGGAAGCAGGUGGAGAACGUGGCUAAGAAGAAGCUGGACAACCUGAUGAAGGAGUCUAAGAUCCGUGACCAGGAGGACCCCGACAGCUUCACCCUCGCUGCUCAGCCCCCAUCAGGAAAGACCACCGACAAGUCACCCUCCAAGUGUAAAGGUGAUGAUGGUGCAGAAAUAGGGGACGAAGCCAACCCCAGCACUAACAAGCGUCUGGGUAGGACCUUCAUGGGCAGCUUCUCUAAACGCAAGAAAAAGGCUGUCAAGCUGAAGAAGACCAACAGCCUUGAAGACAUCGACACAGACCAGGAGAGCACCAGCAGCGCCACCCGGGCCCCCCUGCAUCACAGCAGGAAGAAGACCAUGAAGCUGACCAGGGCUCUGUCAGACCUGGUCAAAUACACCAAGUCAGUGGGCGUCUCCGACAUAGAGAAGCAAGCCGCCAGCUCCAGUUGGCAGGUGUCUUCUCUGAGCGAGACCAAGGCCCACCAGAUCAUGCAGCAGAAGGCUGACACCUUCAUCCACUUCAACCAGCGGCAGCUCUCGCGCGUCUACCCCUCCUCCUACCGUGUGGACUCUUCCAACUUCAAUCCCCAGCCCUUCUGGAAUGCUGGAUGCCACCUGGUGGCGUUGAACUACCAGUCAGAGGGGAGAGUUCUCCAGCUGAACAGAGCCAAGUUCAACAGCAACGGCAACUGUGGCUUCAUCCUGAAGCCGGCCUGUAUGUGUGAAGGUGCCUUUAACCCCAUGAUAGAGGAUCCAUUUCCAGGGCAGAUGAAGAAACAACUGGUGCUGAAGAUCAUCAGUGGGCAACAGCUCCCAAAGCCCAAAGACUCUAUGCUGGGGGACAGAGGAGAGAUUAUUGACCCCUUUGUGGAGGUGGAGAUCAUUGGUCUACCAGUGGACUGCUGUAAGGGACAGACCAGGGUGGUGGAUGACAAUGGCUUUAACCCCAUGUGGGAGGAGACGCUGGUGUUCACGCUGCACAUGCCCGAGCUGGCGCUGGUACGUUUCCUGGUGUGGGACCAUGACCCUAUUGGCCAGGACUUCAUUGGCCAGCGCACCAUCGCCUUCAACAGCAUGAUACCAGGUGUCUACCUACAUCCUCCUUCAAUCCAGCACACCCCAACCACUACUGUUCUGUUGUCGGACACUCAACUGGCCUGUUAG
Molecule: messenger RNA, 2863 nt
Organism: Oncorhynchus masou masou (cherry salmon)
Lineage: Eukaryota; Metazoa; Chordata; Actinopteri; Salmoniformes; Salmonidae
Product: 1-phosphatidylinositol 4,5-bisphosphate phosphodiesterase eta-2-like
Exons: 19
Coding region: 257-2863 (868 amino acids)
Biological process (GO): phosphatidylinositol-mediated signaling; release of sequestered calcium ion into cytosol; lipid metabolic process
Molecular function (GO): calcium ion binding; phosphatidylinositol-4,5-bisphosphate phospholipase C activity
Source: RefSeq, a predicted model, not a curated record